Messenger RNA from Orussus abietinus, 2107 nucleotides. RefSeq lists its product as uncharacterized. Lineage: Eukaryota; Metazoa; Arthropoda; Insecta; Hymenoptera; Orussidae. Bases 764 to 1771 code for a protein of 335 amino acids. The transcript is spliced from 9 exons. The record is from RefSeq and is a predicted model, not a curated record.
CCGGUGGUACAUCCCGUCGCGAAUGUGUUAAACGAGCGUCUGAUAUAGGCGGUCCGGCAGCGCGCGGAGGUCGCUCGCCUCCAUCGGUCCUUUCCUCCUUUUGCCCUACACUGAUGAAAAUGCCCACGCAAAUUGUUAUACCCAACGAUGGUGAUUUCGAUGCCACGAUAAAUUCCAGGAAAAUCACAUUGUCUCCGUAAUAUCACAUCCAUCAUCCGAGUUGUGAUUAUAGGAAAUUACGAUAUAAUGUUAGAAUAACUUGAAGUAAAGAUGAGCCAAUUCGGUAGAUAUACGAUAGGGGUAUUUAUACAUAUCAUAAUUUGUAAAUUCCUCCUUUUUAUGUUCUCGUGUGGGAAACUUAAGUUAGGGGGCGGGCAAAAAUGUAUGUAAAUUACCGUCGAUUUUUAUCAGGGUACUUCUCUCGCUCGAUUCCUCGGUUAUUUACCCUCGUUUUCUUUGCUUCGUUUCUCGUCUUCUUUCCAUCCCUCUUCUUCGCUUUCCUCCUACUCUGGUUCCUCGUUUGGGUCCUCCUCCCGACGCGUCGAGGCGCUCGCUCCCGGGCCAGCCUCGAAAUCGGCGCCUCGCACUUGGACUGGCGACGCCGAUCGACGCUGAUCGACGCCCGUUCCUCGUCGACACCGGCCCCGAUCGCCUCGAGGAAGCCCAAACCAGGAGAGGUCCUUCACGCGUGUCGCCACUCGGGUCAUCGGCUCGAUUCGGUUGCGACUCUUCGGCAAGCCGGUCACGUGUGCACCGAGAAACUAUGGUCCCUCGACUCCGAUGUCGCCGUCUUGUUCCUGUUCUGCUGUGCAUGUUCCUGCAGAUCAUUAAGGAGACGGAUGGACACGGUCGGCUGAUGGACCCACCUGCUAGAAAUUCCAUGUGGAGGUUUGGUUUCCCCAAUCCGGUUAAUUACAACGAUAACGAGCUCUUCUGCGGCGGGUACGCAGUCCAAUGGGUGCAGAAUAAAGGUCGCUGUGGGACAUGUGGAGAUGCAUAUCACCUGAGCCAGCCCAGGCCACACGAAGCAGGAGGGGAAUACGCGAAGGGCACCAUCGUCAGGCACUACACCGUCGGUCAGGAAAUCGACGUGGAAGUGGAACUCACGGCGAACCACCUGGGCAGAUUCGAGAUGUACCUCUGCCCCAACAACAAUCCCACGGUCGAGGGUAGUCAAGAGUGCUUCGACCGGUACCCUCUGUACAUUUCCGGCACCCGGGACGUGCGGUUCAUCAUUCCCGAGGAAACUGAGAAAAAAGCGAUCUUCAGGUACAAGGUGGUCUUGCCGCCGUACGUCACCUGCUCCCAGUGCGUGGUCCAGUGGAACUACUACACGGGAAACAUGUGGGGAACCUGCGAGAACGGAACGGAGGCCGUUGGUUGCGGCCAAUCCGAGACCUUCAGGAACUGCGCCGAUGUCAGCGUUGUCACCAGCACCGCUGGAGUUCCUCCGCUGUUCGUCCAGCAGGACAAUCCAUUCCUCUUGUACUACAGGGACUUCCGGUCUCCGAAUAACGUCUUUCCCCUUAUCGUCAGAUCUCAGGUUUGCGUUCCCACGCCGUUGUAUCGCCGCAUACCAGGGAUGAACGACUGGUGUCAGAACAAUUGUUUAAGAUACCCGCCCAAUUGUCCGCCCACCGUCUGCGAGUGUCCGGAAAUAUGCGACGCCAUAGGAGAAAUAGCAGGAAAAGAAGGAGCCAGCGUGUACUGUCUGGACAAGUGUCUGGUCUACCCAUCUCAAUGUCCUUCCCAUCGCUGCCAUUGUUACUGAAGUCGUCGUUGGACUCUUCCAAAGGGCGGAACCGUUUUCCAAAAUAUCCACCCCUUGGGAACACAUCGUAUGUCGGAUUUCGGAUAUCGAAUUUCGAAUAAUUCCCUGGGGAUUCCCUCGUGUGACCGUAGUCCUCGUCUGGUCUGAACCUCUCCGAGGUGGCGAGCUUGACUUCACCUCGGAUCAGGAAAACAGCGGGACUAUUCUGGUCCACCGAGCGCAGAUUCACAGAGAGAUCGAUCUCUCCGUUAGUUUUAAGUUCCAUUGCAUUAUUGCGGUACUAGGAGUACGAUAUUCCACGCAUCACCUCCUCUCGGAGACUCGCGACUGUGGCCA